Messenger RNA from Rhodotorula toruloides NP11, 1503 nucleotides. RefSeq names its product Etoposide-induced 2.4 family protein. Gene Ontology annotation, cellular component: endoplasmic reticulum. Lineage: Eukaryota; Fungi; Basidiomycota; Microbotryomycetes; Sporidiobolales; Sporidiobolaceae. The transcript is spliced from 6 exons. The record is from RefSeq and is a predicted model, not a curated record. Gene Ontology annotation, biological process: macroautophagy. The coding region runs from base 1 to 1503 and encodes 500 amino acids.
AUGAGCUACUACCAGCGCGGCCACUCGAAGCAGGACUCGUUUGCGGGAGGAGGAGGCGUGGUUCCGCCGCUGUCGGCGACCAACACGCUCGUCCUGCAGGCUGGGUUCGCGAUACAGGGCAUGGGAGACGCGAUGAAGCUGCAGGUGGCUGGCGAGAAGCUCACGGGCGACCGGAUCGUUCAGGCCAACGUACUCAAGUCCAGCGUCAUCCAGGGCAUCGUCCUGUUCUCUGCGCUCGUCAUCAAGCCCAUCCUUCGGCGCGCAGUGGGGCUGCGAGCGGGCGAGGGAAUCACCAGCAGUGUCAUCCUCUUCGGCUUCCACCUCUUCUGGCUCUACCCUCUCGCCGCCGCCGCAACUUACUACUCUGGCCUGUUGCGUCCAACGCAAGAGACGGACAAGCGGAGCGUACGUGGGGGAGGAGGGAUGGACAACAAGGGUAUGGCGGUCAGGAUCGUCUCCGAGAGCUACCGCACGCUCGUCACCCUGAAUUACUUCCUCUUCUUCUACGCCCUCCGCAUGAUCCCCUUGCUCGGCGCACCGCUCUCGUUCGCCUACGCCUCAACUGUCGACGCCUACUACUGCUUCGAAGGACAUUGGGUCAAGCAAGGCUGGUCUUUCGGCGACCGCGUCCGGCAGGUUGAACAGCGCUGGGCGUACGCAGUCGGCUUUGGAUUCCCCAUCACGAUUCUCUCAUGGUGGUCCUCCGACCCGAUUGUCAACCUCGCCGUCUUUGCCCUUCUCUACCCCCUCUUCUCCCUUACUUCGACCGUCGCCAUCCCGCAGCCGCUCGACCCAUCCUUCCCCGGUUCAGCGUCUUCCAAAGCUCCCUCUUUCCUUCACUCCGCCUCAGGCCUCGGCUACGGCUCGAUCUCGAUUGCUGCGGCUGAAGGAGGUGAAGAGUCACGCGGCAGGAAGGGCAGCGCUUACGUCCCUGUCAGGAUCAGGGUACUCCUCGUGGCGGAGAUGGUGUACGGCGCGCUGACGGCGGCUUUCGGCGCGGGAGGUGGAGCGGGAGGCGGGCGGAAGAAGGACGCAGGCAUGGGACAUGGCAUGGGAAGGGGAACGCCGAGUCGAGGAGGAGCCAGCGCGUACGGCGCAGCGGCAUCGAGCUUCGACUCGUCAGCAUACGGCGGAAACGCGUCAUCCUCACACGACACCUUCGCCUCCAACAACCCCUACGCCGCCACGACUCCCUCGCGGUACAGCGCCGAGUCGAACCCGUACGGCCCGCCCGCCGGGUCCGCAUCCGCCUCGACUUACGCUCCGUCCCCCGCAUCCGCCUACGGUACCCCCGGCGUGUCAGCAACUCCUCCUCGCCGAGGCUACGCCGCGGUCGACCCGAACUCGAAUGUCGCUGAGCUGAGUCCCGGUGGCUCGAUGUACCAGCAGCAGAUGAGCCCCACACGUGGCGGUCAGGCUGGAAUGGGAGGGUAUGGCGGAGACAGGGCGCUCGACUCGUAUAUCCGGCAGGCUGGCUUGCGCGGCAAGAACAAGGGCGACUAG